Molecule: messenger RNA, 2406 nt
Organism: Pyrus x bretschneideri (Chinese white pear)
Lineage: Eukaryota; Viridiplantae; Streptophyta; Magnoliopsida; Rosales; Rosaceae
Exons: 2
Coding region: 1-2406 (801 amino acids)
Biological process (GO): carbohydrate metabolic process
Molecular function (GO): catalytic activity; carbohydrate binding
Source: RefSeq, a predicted model, not a curated record
AUGCUUCUGAUGGAGAAGGUGAGAAAAUGGAGGAGAUGGGGGAUCCUGGGAGUAUUAUCAGUCGCAUUACUUGGUUUGCUCUUCUUCUUCCCAACGAAUAAUGGUGCUCCCAAGACGACGGCGCUUUCUGGAAGGCGAGCACCGAGGAGCGUUACUGGUAAUGAGCUCAACUUCAACCAGAUGCUAACACAGCAAACUCAUAACACCGUGGAGCUGAACAUAGGCAUUGUCCGACUCACUUUUUCAAAUCCCGGACGAGAUGUCAUUGGAAUUGAAUACAAGGGAAUAGACAACUUGCUCGAAAUUAAAAACCUCCCAAGCAAUAGAGGUUAUUGGGAUCUUGUAUUGAAAAAUGGCUUGGACAGACUACAAGGAACAACAUUUAAGAUUGUUACAUUGACGGCAGACCAAAUAGAGAUUUCUUUUAAUAAAACUUAUGAUGUUUCCCUCGGUGAUUGGACGCUACCCUUGAAUGUUUACAAAAGGCGAGCACAGAGCAGCGUUAUUAGUAAUGAGCUCAACUUCAACAAGAUAUUAAUCCAUCAAACUCAGAACACGGUGGAGCUGAACAAUGGCAUUGUCCGAGUCAAAUUUUCAAAUCCCGGAGGAGACGUCAUUGGAAUUCAAUUCAAGGGAAUUGACAACGUGCUGGAAACCAAAAACCACGCAAGCAAUAGUGGUUACUGGGAUCUUGUAUGGGAAAAUGGCUUGGACAGACUACAAGGAACAACAUUUAAGAUUGUUACAUCGACGGCAGACCAAAUAGAGAUUUCUUUUAACAAAACUUAUGAUGUUUCCCUCGGUGAUCGUCCGCUACCCUUAAAUGUUGACAAAAGGUACAUAAUGCAGCGUGGUCGCGCUGGGUUCUACGCGUAUGCCAUAUACAAGCGUCUGCAAGGGUGGCCGGCAUUGCGCAUAGGUCAAACAAGACUUGCUUUGAAACUUCGACAAGAUAAAUUUCAGUUCAUGGCUAUAUCAGACGACAGACAGAGAUUCAUGCCAACAACCGAAGAUCGCAGUGGAGACCACGCUCGGACCCUUGCCUAUCGUGAAGCUGUUCUUUUAACUAAUCCAAGCAAUCCCGAGUUUAAAGAAGAGGUGGAUGACAAAUACCAAUACUCCAGUGACGUCAAAGACAUUAAGGUUCACGGUUGGAUUAGCACUGACGAUGCUAUAGGGCUUUGGAUGAUCACACCAAGUACCGAGUUUCGUACAGCGGGGCCAUUCAAGCAGGAACUUACCUCUCAUGUCGGCCCAACGGCCCUCACUGUGUUUCUUAGUGGUCACUACGUCGGGAAAGAUGUUGGGUUGACCUUUGCAGAUGGCGAGGCAUGGAAGAAGGUUUUCCGGCCCGUCUUUGUGUAUCUUAACUCAGACGUUCCAAGCUCCAAUGCGGCCUCCUCUCUCUGGGAAAAUGCAAAAGAAGAGAUGUGUGAAGAAAUAAAGAGUUGGCCAUACAAUUUCACCCAGUCCGAAGACUAUCCUAGCUCCGAUGAACGAGGAUCAGUUACUGGUCUGUUACUAAUACGGGAUUCAUACAUCAACGAGAGCCUAGUUUCAGCAAGUUAUGCUUAUGUGGGAUUGGCCGCAAGCGGAGACGCAGGAUCAUGGCAAACGGAAUGCAAGGGUUAUCAGUUCUGGACUCAAGCUGAGAAUCAAGGUUGUUUCUACAUGAAAGAUGUUCGACCGGGGAACUAUAGCUUGUAUGCAACUGUUCCCGGCUUCAUUGGGGACUACAAGUACGAGUAUGAUAUUACAAUUGAACCAGCAAGUGAAAUUAAGUUAAUUAAUCGUAUAUUUGAACCUCCGAGAAAUGGUCCAACCUUGUGGGAGAUCGGCAUCCCAGAUCGGUCAGCCGCAGAGUUCAACAUACCGGAUCCAUAUCCAAGCCUUGUUAACCGUUUGUUUACCAACAAUUCCGCAAAUAAGUUUAGGCAAGAUGGCUUGUGGGAACGAUACGAAGAUUACUACCCUAACCAUGAUCUCAUCUACACCAUCGGUACCAACAAUUACAGUGAUGAUUGGUUUUAUGCUCAUGUGACAAGGAACAUAAAUGGUACAUAUGAGGCAACGACGUGGCAAAUUGUAUUUCAACUUGAAAACGUUUGGAGCACCGGAAAUUAUACGCUCCAAUUGGCGUUGGCCUCGGCCACCUAUGCCGAACUGCAAGUUAGAUUCAAAAACCAGAACGACCCACCUCAUUUUUCGACAGGGCUAAUAGGGAGGGACAAUGCCAUAGCAAGGCAUGGAAUUCAUGGUUUGUACUGGUUCUUCAGUGUUGAUGUGGCGAGCUAUCGACUACAACAAGGAUACAACACCAUCUAUCUUACACAAUCAAGAAACCGGGGACCUUUUGCAGGGCUUAUGUACGACUACAUCCGACUAGAAGAACCUCCUCCAAAGUGA